Molecule: messenger RNA, 1098 nt
Organism: Auxenochlorella protothecoides
Lineage: Eukaryota; Viridiplantae; Chlorophyta; Trebouxiophyceae; Chlorellales; Chlorellaceae
Product: Protein SYM1
Exons: 5
Coding region: 1-1098 (365 amino acids)
Cellular component (GO): membrane; cytoplasm
Source: RefSeq, a predicted model, not a curated record
AUGGCGUGCAGCCCUUCUUGCUCCAGCAAGGGCACCAACCCGAGAACCACCAAUCCGCAGAGGAACGCGGGCAGGAAGGCACCGCGACGUGCCCCUGCACCGGUAAUCAAAGCUCCACCGAGGCAGUUGGCUCCCUGGGCGGCACGGACGCAGGUCUUCCGACGAGCCGUGGGCGCACCACCCUCGCCCGGCCGGACCUCCAGCACCACCUCCCUGGGCAGCCACGACCUACCGGAUGCCUUGGCCGCGAGUGUGGCGGUGACGCCUUCAGAGCCCUCUCAGUCCGCCUUCUCGCGGGCGCUGCAUGCCUACACCACUGCUUUGCGGGACCACCCCACCGCGACCAAGGCUGUCACCAGUUUCCUGGGCUUCGGCAUCGGGGAUGCCAUCGCCCAGAGCAUCGGCGCGCCCUUCGACAUCACCCGUAACAUUCGUAUGAGUCUGUAUGGUCUGAUCCUUGAUGGGCCCCUGGGCCACAAAUGGUACCAGAUCCUGGAUUCCAAGGUCUACCCCGAGGAUCCCACUUGUACAAAAGCUGUGUUGAUCAAGACUGCAGCAGAUCAGCUGAUCUGGGCACCGAUUAUGACUGCCGUAUUCUUUGCGUUCUUGAAGACCAUGGAAGGCCACCCCGAGCUCAUUUUGCCCACCAUCCAAGACAAGCUGGUGCGGGUGGUGCUGGCCAACUAUAUGCUCUGGCCCAUGGCACACAUCAUCAACUUCAAGUUUGUCCCCAGCCAGCACCGAGUGCUGUUUAACAACGUCGUGUCGAUCGUGUGGAACACCUUCCUCUCCUUCUCCUGCGGUGACACCACUGACUUCACCACCGACGACGCCGGGGUGGACCCCGUCCCGGGCCUCUCCCACUUCUCCAGUGUGGAGGGGCGGCUGCUGACCAAGCUGCCGUGCGCCAAGCGCCCAGAUGUACUGGACUCGCUGCAUGUGGGCGACCUUGUGCGGCAAACGGCAGCCCUGGAGCGGCUGCUGGGGGCCUGGGGCAUCCAGGGACUGCCGAGCCCCGAUGUGGCCAGCGACCUGCUUGGGCAGUAUGUUGACCUGAAGCAGCAGCUGGUUCGGAAAGUGUGUGGGCUGCCAUUCUGA